Messenger RNA from Diorhabda sublineata, 2722 nucleotides. RefSeq names its product mucin-2-like. The transcript is spliced from 6 exons. The record is from RefSeq and is a predicted model, not a curated record. NCBI's taxonomy places the organism in Eukaryota, Metazoa, Arthropoda, Insecta, Coleoptera, Chrysomelidae. The coding region runs from base 225 to 2657 and encodes 810 amino acids.
UUUGUUUUUUAUUUCGAUAAUAAUUAAUCUUUUAUCUAUACAAUGGAAUAUUGAGAUUAGCUCUACUCAUCAAUCAGAAUCAAACAUAUUUAUAUUCAUUUUAAUCGUAUAAUAUCAAUCAAAACGAUAAGUUUCGGAUUAUCUGUUUGAAUAUUAGAAAUAAAACGUUUCGCUUUGGUACCGGUGCAACUGGUAUAGAUAUUUAUGUACAUAUAUAAAAAAUUAUGAGUUUCAAUCAUAUUCGUUUUAAUACUAUUAAAGUUUUCGUUCAAAUCGGUUGCGUUGGAGGAAUUAUACAGAGUCUGUUAUGGAUCGGUUUGUCAUUAUCUUCAAUUACUUUUUACUACGAAGACGCGAAAAAUUGUACAUCGGAUACCGAUUAUAUUUGUAUCGUCUAUAAUAUAUUUAUCAAUCCUAACGGUAACAUUUACACCGAUGAAUUUUUCGUAAAACCCUAUAUCUUCCAGAUCUUUUCGUGGAUAUAUUUGGUAUUGAGUUUAUUUUGGUUUAUAUUUUCUCUUCGUACGUUAUUUGUUGUCAACGGUAGUCGUCGUCGUAAAGGUAUAUCGUGUUCGAUUAAAUUUUGGACAUGUGUAACUGUAUUAGUAAGCAUUACGGAUGCGUUGUUAUUAAGUGGAAUUACUGUCGAUUAUCAAAACGCGCAAAAUAUCUUCAGUUACUCACCUACCACCUACCCUAUCACUACAACUUUUGUACCCACUUCUUCUAGCGCAACCACGCCGACUACAUCUAUUUUUACUACCACAACAACUACUUCUGAUGCAACGUCUACGAUAAGUACUCUUUCGACCACAUCAGUUUCAACAACUACAACUUCUGGAACGCAAAAAACGACAUCGACUUCUAGUUCUACCACAUCGACUACUCCUAGUUCUACGUCGACAACUAUAUCGACUUCUACCGUACCAACAACUUCGAAAACGUCAACAAAAACAACUACAGUUUCUACUACAUCUCGAACAACACCGAUAACUUCUAGUUCUACCACACGAUCUACAACUCCGUCGAGUACUUCUAGUUCUACAACAACGACUACUCCUAGUUCUACGUCGACAACUAUAUCGACUUCUACCGUACCAACAACUUCGAAAACGUCAACAAAAACAACUACAGUUUCUACUACAUCUAGAACAACACCGACAACUUCUAGUUCUACCACACGAUCUACAACUCCGUCGAGUACUUCUAGUUCUACAACAACGACUACUCCUAGUUCUACGUCGACAACUAUAUCGACUUCUACCGUACCAACAACUUCGAAAACGUCAACAAAAACAACUACAGUUUCUACUACAUCUAGAACAACACCGACAACUUCUAGUUCUACCACACGAUCUACAACUCCGUCGAGUACUUCUAGUUCUACAACAAAGUCGACAACUGUCUCAACGCCUACUACAUCAACAACUAUUUCGAGUACAUCUAGAACAACACCGACAACUUCUAGUUCUACCACACGAUCUACAACUCCGUCGAGUACUUCUAGUUCUACAACAACGACUACUCCUAGUUCUACGUCAACUAUAUCGACUUCUACCGUACCAACAACUUCGAAAACGUCAACAAAAACAACUACAGUUUCUACUACAUCUCGAACAACACCGAUAACUUCUAGUUCUACCACACGAUCUACAACUCCGUCGAGUACUUCUAGUUCUACAACAACGACUACUCCUAGUUCUACGUCGACAACUAUAUCGACUUCUACCGUACCAACAACUUCGAAAACGUCAACAAAAACAACUACAGUUUCUACUACAUCUAGAACAACACCGACAACUUCUAGUUCUACCACACGAUCUACAACUCCGUCGAGUACUUCUAGUUCUACAACAAAGUCGACAACUGUCUCAACGCCUACUACAUCAACAACUAUUUCGAGUACAUCUAGAACAACACCGACAACUUCUAGUUCUACCACACGAUCUACAACUCCGUCGAGUACUUCUAGUUCUACAACAAAGUCGACAACUGUCUCAACGCCUACUACAUCAACAACUAUUUCGAGUACAUCUAGAACAACACCGACAACUUCUAGUUCUACCACACGAUCUACAACUCCGUCGAGUACUUCUAGCUCUACAACAAAAUCGACAACUGUCUCAACGUCUACUACAUCAACAACUAAUUCGAGUACAUCUUCUAGAACUUCAACAAAGCCAACCACAGUUUCUACUACAUCUCGAACAACACCGACUACUUCUAGCUCAACUGCACGAUCUACAACAUCUUCGAGUACUCUUAGUUCGACAUCUUCAAAAACUACAACAACUAGUCAAGAAACUAUAGAUGUUACUACAUCUCGAAGUCCCUUUUUGCAAAUUCCAAAAAGUGUUCGUAUUGAUUCCUCUUUAAGGUCGGCAAGUUUUGAUGUUGCAGCUUUGUUAAAUGAAGAGGACGAGAUUGUGCAGCCUAAUCUGGAUGUUAUAAAUACUUCGAUGUUAAUUAUGAUGUCUUUGAUUGCCAGAGGAUACGUUUUAUGGUUAUUUAAUUGCUUAUUCGUCGUGGUGAUGAUAAUUAUUGUAAAUAAUUUACAUAGGGUUGUGAGACCCGAGAUUUUCCCUAUAAUUGAUACGGUUGCGAUGGAUAAUUCGGCAGCUUUUUGUAAAACUUUAUCCUUUGUAAAAAUCGAAUGAAAAUAAUGAAAUAUUUUUCAAAUCCCGUUUCGACUUUUAUUUACGCAAAUAUUAAUUAUAUUUCG